AAGCUAAGGCCUCUCCUUUUUAAGUUGCCGGGCUCUUGUCAUGCACGUCCACAUCCCUCCUCCGGGAACCCAUUCUCCUCCGAUCUCCACACACUCAUGGACGGAGCUCCCCCAUUUAUAUCCACCACUCCUCACCGAUCGGAUCACGAGCGACCCUCGAUCGGGGGAGAUAGAUGAACGCCGCAAACCAAAAACAACUCGAUCCGUAGCUGCGCACACUAGUGAUCGUCGUUCCCUUCAUCCCUUGUGUGUUUGAUCAGGGAGCAAUAAUGCCUUGCUUGGCGCAAGAGUUCCAGCCCAAGCCGCCCGCCGCCAGCCACUACUGCAAGUCCCUGUCGUCGCUCAUCCGGGAGACUUACGCGCACUGCCAUGUCCCCUGCGUCAGGGUCCCCGCCGGCGCCGCCGGGUGGAGCUCCGGCGAGGACAGCGACGACGACAGCGCCCUCGACGAAGCGCUCGACACCAAGCAGGUGGUCCUCACCGAGAUGAGGAACCGGCAGAUGAAGAAGCGGUCGAGGUGCAGCCUGGACUCGCCGACGCUGCCGCUGUCGAGCGCCGCCUUCGCCUGGUCCUACACACCGCUCGAUCCGAGGACCGUCCUCGAGAAGGUGUCGAGCCCCAAGACGUGCGUCGUGGUCGAGGGGCCUGAGGAGAAGGCGAAGGAGAAGGAGAAGGAGGAGGUGGCGGAGGAGGAGGAGGCCGACGACGACGGCGACUACUGCGACGCGGACGACGAGAGCGAGGCCUUCUUCUCGGUGAAGAGCUUCUUCACGCGCAGCACGAGCCGGGCGGCGACCGUGGCGUCGUCGUCGGCUGGAGUGAUGGUGAUGAUGGACCCGCCGCCGCCGAUGCUGCGGUCGCCCGAGGCGUGGGAGCGCUUCCGGGACUGCGAGGGGUGGCCGUUCGGGCUGUGCCGCCGGCCCGCCGUCCUCCCGCUGCCGCCGCUGCCCAGCACGCCGGCCGACUCGUGGAAGUGGCGCAAGAGCGUCAGCAGCCUCGCCGCGAGCCCAGCUCGUGCGUAUCACGCCCACAAGCUUACCAGUAAAUAACCGCAUCGCCAUUGAUUAGCCAAAGAAGUGAAGGACCUCGAGCCGUCCGUGUUAGCAACGCCUGCUGAGACGAGACGACGACGUUUAGAAGAUUUCAGCUAGUUUGACUGUGUGCUUGAUGAAUGCUGUCUUGUUCAUCCGGCCUCCUCUAGAAUGCGAGAAUUUCGUAGGAAUUCUACAGGGCAACGAGACAUCCGCUCCGACGAAAUGUGAGGUUUCCUAAGAAAUUCCUACGAAAAUGUCGCAUGUUUGAGAAGGCCUUGAUCUUUGUGAUGAUUUCCAGGUGUACGAGUUCAGAACAAUAAACUCAGGUGUACUUUCAGGUCUUGCAAGUCUGACUGCUCUGUAGUUUAAUUUUGGUCUCUGAUCAGAGCCGUCACUUACUAGACUUCAUCUAAAGUUCCAAGAAAUGGCAUUUCUUGUUCCAAUUCA
Messenger RNA from Setaria italica (foxtail millet), 1481 nucleotides. RefSeq lists its product as uncharacterized. The transcript is spliced from 2 exons. NCBI's taxonomy places the organism in Eukaryota, Viridiplantae, Streptophyta, Magnoliopsida, Poales, Poaceae. The record is from RefSeq and is a predicted model, not a curated record. The coding region runs from base 270 to 1049 and encodes 259 amino acids.